This is a messenger RNA of Saccostrea cuccullata (small rock oyster), 759 nucleotides long. RefSeq names its product heat shock 70 kDa protein 12B-like. The record is from RefSeq and is a predicted model, not a curated record. The transcript is spliced from 4 exons. Lineage: Eukaryota; Metazoa; Mollusca; Bivalvia; Ostreida; Ostreidae. Bases 1 to 759 code for a protein of 252 amino acids.
AUGGAUACUUAUAACUCAAAUAAUCGGAUACGAUCUGACGACUAUCUUUUUGUGGCUGCUCUGGAUUUUGUGACGACGUAUUCAGGGUAUGCCUUUAGCUCUAGAUCUGAAUACAGGGAAAGUCCCCUUAAGAUCCACGCCAAUCAGGCCUGGAAUGCUGGAGGGAGUUCCUUGGCAUCUAUGAAGACUCCCACCUCUCUUCUUCUGGACUCUGAAGGCGAAUUUGUUUCUUUUGGUUACGAAGCAGAAAACAAACAUGGUAGUUUGGUGAUGGAAGGAGACAGCGACAAUUAUUUGUUCUUCUCUAGAUUUAAAAUGAAACUCCACAACCGAGAUCUCUUAAAAGAAGAUACCCCAAUUCCUGAUAUUUCCGGUAAACCAUGGCCAGCAAAAGAUGUGUUCACAAAAUCCAUUAAAGCUUUAAAGGACCAUCUGAUGGACCGACUAUCAUUGCAGGGGAUUGAUAUUACAACACGUGAAAUUCGAUGGGUGCUAACGGUCCCUGCUAUAUGGAGCGACUCUGCAAAGAAAUUCAUGCGUAAAUGCGCAGAACUUGCUGGGAUACCUGGUGAACUGUUGUCUAUUGCUCUGGAGCCAGAGGCAGCAUCUAUAUACUGCCAACAUCUUCCAGACCAUAGAAGCUCCGGACAUUUGUCCGAAAGAGGGACCAAAUAUAUGAUAAUAGAUAUAGGAGUGCAAGGAACUAAUUCUGUUACAGAAAUAGGCAUCAGCAUAAACAAAAUAAGCAUCAGCAUUUAA